AUGGCCUUCAAAUUCUCCCUAGGCGCCGCGAAAGCCAACAAGGCGCAAUUGAACGCCAAAGCGAAGGAGGAAGAGGAAGCGAAGGCGCGCGAGGAGAAGAAUGCGCUCGACAAGGUCAUGGCCGAUUUCGAGGAGGAGCAUGGAGCGGAAAAGAGUAUACUGGGCGAGGUUGAGCAGCAGGAAGAGGAUGAUGUCUUUGUUCCGACAGGAAGCAAGAGACAUUUCACAGGCAGGCAGCGGACGAUGAAGAGCGGGCCCGGCACCCUCGAAACGGAGCCUCUCGAUGGCUACAACAGACCAGGCGCACCGCCAGGACGUCUUGCGCCACAAAUACAAUCACGAUUCGGAGGAGCAGUACCUACAGGUCCAGCCGCACUCGAUGGCCCGAAGCAGACGGAGAACUUCUACACCACCGUCGUAGCGAAAGCGUCGAACCUCCCGCCCGAAAUAGACCCGCGACGCGUCGAAGAGCUGUUCGCCGAUUUCCCCUCACUCAAGAUCGCGCGGGUCGACAGAAUACCACAAGGCUCGAGGGUGGAGGGCAGGCCUUCAGCGACGAUGAACAUCACCUUUGACAAGGAUGCCAACGCGAGGGACCUCGACGCUGCGAUGAACAAACUUAACGAUAAGAAGUAUCUGGGCAAAGGCUACUAUCUACAUCUGGACAGAUAUCUGGGCAGUCGCACAGCAGACACAACACAACAGACAAAGGCAUUCGGCGCACGGUGGCAGGCACCCGAGCUACCCAAGGGCUUUGCGCCGCCACCAGAUCUUGGUGGAGGGGGAGGAGGUAGAGGGCCGCGCGAGAAUGCGGAGGAUCUCAUCAUCACUGCGAACCAGCCUCCCGAUCUCGCGACACUCAGAUUGGUACAUCAGACUAUUGAAGGCGUCAUUCUUGGUGGUGUAGAGUUCGAAGCGGCCUUGAUGAACGAGCCGCAAGUACAAGAAGAGGAGCGCUUCGCAUGGCUCUACGAUCAGAAGCACCCCGUCAACCGGUACUACCGUUGGCGUCUCCACCAAAUCGUCACCAACAGCACCGAUUCCGAAAUCUUUGCUGGGCAGGGCGCCUGGAAAGGCCCCGUCGAUCCGCUCCGGCACGAGUUUGUCGACCACGUUGGCGCUUUCGAAUCGGACGACGAGAGUCUAGAUAGCGAUGACGAGGAGGAGAAGGAGAAGCCAAUAUUCAAGCCCCUACCAGUUGGCGACAACUAUCCCGGCCGCGUGGACAACGGACACGGCAUCAUGAACCCCAGAUCACGAGCGAUGCUCCUGUGGAUGAUCAACGCAAUCCCACCCGGCAGCAUCGUCUACGACGACCUCGCCGCCAUCUCAACUUUUGCCGUCGAACACGCAGCCCAGGGCAUGGACGAAGUAACCAGCAUCCUCGUCUCCAACAUCAUCAACCCCUUCCAACUCACCGACGCCAACACACGGAAUCGUGCCGGCGACGCGGCAGGUAAAGACGACAUCCGGCGUCCGGACCUCCGCCAAGUAACCCUAAACGCCCUGCGCAUCGUCUCCGACGUCCUGCUCGUCACUGCCAAAGAAUCGGGCGUCUCCUACAAAUACCGGCUAGCCAUCGGAACGGAGCUUGUCGAACGCAAAGUCUUUGAACACUUGGAGCAGUUGCCUGCGAGGCUGGAGAUGGGGCGGAUGACUGAGAGGACGUAUAGGGAGGAUAUUAAUGCGAUUUUGGCGGUGUGGACGGGGGAUCAUUUGUUUGAUGAGAAGACGUUGAAGGAGUUGGAUGAUGCGUUUAAUAGGAGGGAGAGGGAGAGGGAGGAGGGGGAGGUGCAGAGAAGGGCGGCGGAGAAGAGGAGGAGGAAGGGGGUGGUUGUUAGGAAACCUUUUAAUCCUGAGGCGAAAGAGGAGGAUGAGCAGGGUAUGGAUCUUGAUGAGGAUGCUAAGGAUGGGGCGAGAUCGCCUUCUCCUACUGCGAGUCAGAUGGGGGAACCGGAGCCUGAGCGACCUGUUGCUGACGCGGAGGCUGAGGCUGUGGUCAAAGAUGAAGUCGUCGUCCCGGAGGUUGUGGUGCCUGCAGAUCCGCCAAAGGUCGUUGAGAUUCCGGGGGAGACGGCUGUGGCGAGGGCAAGGCGGUUAAGACCGAAGGCUGAGGAUAUGUUUGCUUUGGAUGAGGAGGAUUAG
Molecule: messenger RNA, 2145 nt
Organism: Alternaria viburni
Lineage: Eukaryota; Fungi; Ascomycota; Dothideomycetes; Pleosporales; Pleosporaceae
Exons: 1
Coding region: 1-2145 (714 amino acids)
Biological process (GO): RNA processing
Cellular component (GO): nucleus
Molecular function (GO): RNA binding
Source: RefSeq, a predicted model, not a curated record